ACUUCCGAAGAUCCCCAGAGGCGGGUUAUAUUGGUUAGGACUGCUCCGUAUAGCCUCGCUUCUUAUUUAUUGCUUCUUUGCAUGUUUCGCCCACGUUGUGUUUCCUCCGGCAUCGCGCCAACUCAUCAUGUCUUCUAAAGACCCAUCCUUCAGCUCCAACAAUCCUUUUCGCCGGAAGUUGGGCAGUCCCUCCGUUUCUACCGAAAAACCCGCCCUAGCACCUACUUCGAGUCACGAUAAAUCAUUCAAUGCUGCUCCACGACCACCUUUCACCACCUUUAGGUCGGUUGUAUCAGACGAUGGGAGGCGUAAUGUGCAGGAGAGGGCAGAUGCGGGCGAGGCAGCAUCGUUGCAGCCUAAACCGAAGAAAAUCGUAAAAAAAGUCCGCGUUCAAUCACCACCACCAUCCUCACCCGAGGACAGUACACCUACGACUCGCUUCCCCCCGAUUGACGAUGACGAAGAGGAUGAAGAUGAAGACGACGACGAUGAUGAUAUUGAUGGUGGUGACAGCAGCGAUUCACGAGAUUACGAGGAACAUUUUGAACCGAUCAAGAAGGGAUCGAUUGCCACUCAGUAUAGAGAUAGGGAUAGCCUCGAAACCGCACAAGUAGGGCCACCUGCAAAUCCCUUUUCGAAAACAUUGCAGGACUUGGAACGAACAGGACAAGGACAAGAUGAGAAUGCACCCCCGGCCGGGGUGACAGCAAAAAGAGGUCUUGAUGUUGACUCAUUCAAGAAAUUAUUAUUAACCGGCUAUGCAAGUAUUCCAGGGCCAUCGCUUGCGUCAACAUCCAAACCAGGAGGGGAUUCAGGGGGCUCAGCACAUCCACAAGCCCAUUUACUCGACGGUGCUAGCAAUACGGAUGCGAGCUCGGUGUCCCGCCAAUCCAUAUUUGACGCUAUAUUACAGCAAGAUACCCCUCGAACGUCUCACGAGAUAUCCGAACCGGAAGACCCGGAGGAGCGAAGAGGCAUCCUACCUACAUCGCCCCUUUCGUCUCUGCCCUCUGCCUCGGCAAGGAAGAAGCCACCUCCCCCCAGCUCCCGACAUGGUAAACUCAUCAAAAUUGAGUUAGGAGCAGACGCAGAAACCCGUGCAGCCAAAGAUUCAUCACCUCCCGUGUCCGUCAGCAACAUAUCUCUCCCUCCUAUCGCACCACCUCGAAAAUCCAACUCACACUCCGCCACUUUAUCACAAGCCUCGCACCUAGCAACUGAUGUGAACAAGCCGCUUCCAUCAACUCCAUUUCGCCCAUCUGUGGAGGAGGCUGUCGACUCCCCAUUCGACCGCGAAGCUAUAGGCAAGGUGCCAGAACCAUUUGCUGACCUACAGACUAACCCUCGGCCCCCAACGCCGCCCGUUGCUACCCGAAGCCGAUCCGUAUCUAAUGGAAGUACACAGCCUCGCAAACCCGCGGCACCACCGCCACGCCGACACGGAAGGAGCGAUAGUAGAGGUCCACCGGUCAAUACUGCGAACACGGAUGAGGAUACGCCUCCUAGAUCGUCGUUGGAAUCGACCCGGUCGCAGACUAGCAGCUUACGCGCAAACGUUCCGGCGAAUACUAACAUAAAUGUGCCCGCACCACCGCCACCACGCCGGCCAAACCAUGCUAGACAGGGAAGUUCGUAUACGAGUCCGAAUCUUACAGCAUUCCCUUCGGUACCUUUAACAAGCCCAGGUAUCGGCGAAGCUGAACGCAGCCCCUCAGCGGCGGGGGCCAGUAUUUUGGGCGAUGGCGAGCAACCAAGGAACGUGUUGGGUUUGGCGACUUUCACCACGAGCAAAGACGGCGUGCCGAAAUUAUCCCCACCCCCACCACCUCCGACCAGGCAAUUGAGUACUAGACGGCCUGCUAGUGUCAGAAGUAUGGACUCAGGAAGUGGACCGAGUACGGCAAGGAAAGUGAGCCGGGAGAAGGAAGGUGGGGUCGCUCCCCCCCCUCCACCACCUCCCCCGAGACAACGAGGCAGUAGUCGCGCCAGUGUCGAAACCCCGGCUCCGACUAUGGAAGGUGCGAAGCCAAGCGGUGAAACGAGGAAGGAGGGAGUGGCUUCUCCCCAGAGUCCCUCUGGAACGGCGAAUGAGAAGCAAGGGCAGGAAAUAUUGGCGGAUAUUGAUGCGUUGCAGAAAGAGGUCGAUGCGUUGAUGGGGAAGUAUGAGAAAAGUACCACGAGUUAAGGCCUCGGGACACGUUUUCCUUUAGCCUAAGGGACUAUAUGGUUGAGUCCCUAGGUACCUAGCGGAGACUCACAGUAUGUAAGAGUUCUACGAGUGGAAUAACCUAGGAGGUAUCCUUAUUGGAAUGGAUGUCUACCCAAGCGUUGAUUGAUAUGUUGAAGUCAGGAUUUCCCAGGCGAUCCUUGUAUAGUAGGUUAAUCGUUAAUGCCGGACCGUCUUCCUCGGUGGCAAAUAUGGAUAGGGAUAGGAAUAUCGAAGAUAGACUGGCCGAUGCCGUAUGAUGAUGAGGUGGGAGAGCAUAGCGUUUUGGACCUCGGGGAAAGAAUGAAGCGUCUAUUUUGAAGCAUUCCUUGUUCUUCGUGAAUU
Messenger RNA from Hypoxylon trugodes, 2551 nucleotides. RefSeq lists its product as uncharacterized. The transcript is spliced from 3 exons. NCBI's taxonomy places the organism in Eukaryota, Fungi, Ascomycota, Sordariomycetes, Xylariales, Hypoxylaceae. The record is from RefSeq and is a predicted model, not a curated record. The coding region runs from base 128 to 2185 and encodes 685 amino acids.